ACCAGUGGCCAUCACACUUACAAUUCAACGAAAUAAAACCAAAGCACCAGAAAGAAGAAGAAAAGGACAAAAUGGUCAGAGUUGCAGCUCGCAAUUGUCUAAUUCCAGCUUUAACAAUGCUUCCGAAUUCAAUGAAAUCGUCUCUCUUCACUCAAAACGCAAACUUGAUUGGCGUUUUUGGGGUUUCUACUACUAGAACCAGGAGGUUUUCAUCUUCUUCUUCCAAGAUUAGCAUGAGUUUGAGAGCUGGAAUCGUUGGUCUUCCUAAUGUUGGAAAAUCUACUCUCUUUAAUGCCGUUGUUGAGAACGGAAAGGCUCAAGCUGCUAAUUUUCCUUUUUGCACAAUAGAGCCAAAUGUAGGCAUUGUUGCAGUUCCAGAUCCCAGACUCCAUGUACUUUCUGAUCUCAGCAAAUCUCAACGGGCUGUCCCAGCAUCCAUAGAAUUUGUUGACAUUGCUGGGCUCGUGAAGGGUGCAAGUCAAGGCGAGGGGUUGGGUAACAAAUUUUUAUCGCAUAUUCGUGAGGUGGAUUCCAUUCUUCAGGUUGUGCGAUGUUUUGAAGACAAUGACAUUGUUCAUGUGAAUGGCAAAAUCGAUCCCAAGUCUGACAUUGAUGUUAUCAACUUGGAACUCGUUUUCUCGGAUUUGGACCAGAUUGAGAAGAGAAUGGAGAAGCUCAAAAAAGGGAAGGGAAGAGAUUCACAAUCUAAAGUGAAGGAGGAAGCAGAAAAGGCUGCCUUAGAAAGGAUUCAGCAGGCACUUAUGGAUGGAAAACCAGCACGAUCUGUCUCUUUAACUGAUUUUGAAAGGGAUUCUAUAAAGCAUCUUUGCUUGCUUACAAUGAAACCUGUUAUAUACGUCGCCAACGUGGCAGAGACUGAUCUUGCUGAGCCAGGAAGUAAUCCUCAUGUCAAAGAAGUAAGGAAUCUUGCAUCUGAGUUGCAAUCUGGGCUAGUGACAGUUUCAGCACAGGUUGAGGCAGAACUGACUGAACUUCCAUCUGAAGAAAGAGUGGAAUAUUUGACAUCUCUGGGUGUCAGUGAGAGUGGUCUUGGGAACCUUAUCAGGGCAACAUAUAGUCUUUUGGGGCUACGUACAUACUUUACUUCUGGUGAAAAGGAAACAAAAGCAUGGACAAUACUUGCAGGAAUGACUGCACCUCAGGCAGCUGGAGUUAUUCACUCUGACUUUGAAAAAGGUUUCAUUCGAGCUGAGACGGUGGCUUAUGAUGAUUUUGUUGCGGCCGGUUCUCUUGCAGCUGCGAGAGAAAAAGGACUUUUGAGAUCUGAGGGUAAAGAUUAUGUGGUACAAGAAGGAGAUGUGAUGCUAUUUCGUUUUAACGUUUAAGAGCAGUCUCAUUCAAACUGAAUUCAUCUUCUUGUUCUUUACCAAUCGAACUGAUGAACAAUAUGGCUUGUCUGGUAUAGUGGUUGUUGAGAAUUCCAUGACGGGAGAUCACAUCCGAUGAGAUGAAAGAGUUGAAGGAAGCUUGGUGAAGUAUUCCUUCACUUCUAUUUUUGAAAAAAUUACAAAUUUCUCUUGUUGAAUGAACAACUAAAUUAAUUAAUCAAAUUAUUGGUUGUAUAAUUAUACAACUAAACAUUCUUUUUUAAAAAUAUAUAAAAUUGAAAUAACAAUUUUUAGGUGGUGGAAAAUAGGUUGUUUUGUUUCCUAAUUAACGGUGUAUCAGUAUUCAGUAGCUGUUAUGUGUUAUCUGUACCCUUUAUCAUCUUAAGUUUAAAUUCAAGAUUACAUUGUUGAUGUAAGUAAUACUUUUAGAACUUUAAA
Messenger RNA from Pistacia vera, 1787 nucleotides. Its product is annotated as ribosome-binding ATPase YchF-like. The transcript has 11 exons. Gene Ontology annotation, molecular function: ATP binding; GTP binding; ATP hydrolysis activity. NCBI's taxonomy places the organism in Eukaryota, Viridiplantae, Streptophyta, Magnoliopsida, Sapindales, Anacardiaceae. Gene Ontology annotation, cellular component: cytoplasm. The record is from RefSeq and is a predicted model, not a curated record. Bases 72 to 1346 code for a protein of 424 amino acids.